GAUUUCAUGCUGGAUCAUCAGUGAUACCAAAGCUUUGCAGUCGGCUUAGUCUGGAGGAUACAGGAGUUGAAGUACAUUCGGCAUUCAAUAUGCAGCGAUUCGUUCUACUAGCCAUCGUGGGAUUCUAUCUCGCCGCCUACGCCACGGCCGAUGAUCUCCACCUUGGAGAGCGUGAGGAUGGAGACGUUCUCGUGGAGAGCAGACGUUUGUUCAGGUUCCCCGUUCCUGGGAAAUCUAUGGUUGCUAAGUCAGGGUUCAGUACCGAGGGCAGAAUUACCGCAGUAUCAGCCGUGAACGCCCCAGGGAAGGCAGCAACGAUCAACGUGGUCAAAGGAGGCGUUGGUACCAGCACCAUCGUAGUUUCAGCCGUUGGUGAAUUGGGUACUGGAUUGGAUGUACAGCUUGACGUUUAUGCCAUAGAAGAUAAAGCCGCGAACGCGCAUAACAAAGCUAUUUCGUUUUGAAGUACGAAGUGGUUUUGGAUGAUAACUAAUUUCAGUAGAUUGAUGCAUGUAUUCUGUAGAACUGAAAAAAUUGUGCAGUGACAAACUGUUCCACUUUCUUUACACAUAUUAACGACCACAAUAAAUCACGUUGGCAUUU
Messenger RNA from Diprion similis, 603 nucleotides. RefSeq lists its product as uncharacterized. The record is from RefSeq and is a predicted model, not a curated record. The transcript has 2 exons. Lineage: Eukaryota; Metazoa; Arthropoda; Insecta; Hymenoptera; Diprionidae. The coding region runs from base 90 to 464 and encodes 124 amino acids.